This is a messenger RNA of Schistosoma guineensis, 2886 nucleotides long. The record is from the annotation of a GenBank genome assembly. Lineage: Eukaryota; Metazoa; Platyhelminthes; Trematoda; Strigeidida; Schistosomatidae.
AUGGCUAUUAUAAUUCCGAGGAUAGGGUCAUAUCUUACACUAUUUACCCGCUCUUUGUGCAGCAAUUUUCGUAGAUGCUCUUCCGUCAGCAAUACAUAUCUACCUGCUCCAAGGACUCAGAUUUAUUCCCAUUUUGAACAAGUGUCUCAAAUGUCAUCAGUUAUUGGCAAAUUUAUAACCUAUUCUGAAAAUGAGUUUUCCCUUUUCAUAGAACCAUUUCUCAAAGUCGAGUUAGUAGAAGAACUUAAAACCUUUGGUGACCUGUCACUUUUGAUUCGGAAACCAACAAUUAACAUGAUUAAGGACGUAAUUAACAUUCGAGAUUUACAGAAAGAAAGUUUCAAAAAGGAACCUGACUCCUCUAAAUCCGUCGCACUAGCUAAAUACUGUGUUCCACGCUUUGUACUUUAUGGCCAACCGGGGACUGGUGUUUCAGUCAUUUUGGGACAAAUUAUGUGUUUCGCCGGUAGAGAAAAAUGGCUUAUAUUUCCGUUCACGAGUUGUGAAAAUUUUCUGGAACCAUCAAAUGACAUUGCUCCUAGCAAUGAGUAUCACUAUAACCAACAUCGUGAGAAUUUUGCGGGUGAUGCUUUUGAUUUCCCAGCUCGUUCUGCUGAAUGGCUUAAAGUCUUUUUACAACUUAACCGACCAUUGUUUGAAAAGUUAAAACCAGUUGUAUCUCGACAAGUAGAAUGGACCAAAAAAGACAUAAUGCCCGAAGGAACAUCCUGGGUAGAUUUAAUAAAUUUUGGCAUCGCCAGGACCAAAUACGCAACGGAUUGUAUUGGAAUUUUAUUAAGAGAGAUGCGUCUACUAUCAUCUACUCCUGAUGGCCCUCCUUGUUUAUUGGUCAUCGAUGGUGUAAAUUUCCUGUGGUGUCGCGGUACUUUAUUAAAGGAUAAAACUCUUUCGGUUAAUGUUACUACUGAUCGAUUGGCAAUUGUACAUCAUUUGAAACGUGCACUGAGGGGAGACUGGCGUCAUGGUGUCAUAGUUACCUCUACAAAUAUUCGGGCGGCUUGGCCUACAGAUAGGGAACAAUAUACUCCUGGUUAUCUAUUGGGGAAAUCCGGUUUUGAAUAUAUGGAUCCAUUCAUUCCUGUUCACGUUGAAAAUUACACCCCAACAGAAAUUAAUGCCUUAUUAAGAUUUUAUGCAGAGAAUAAUUGGCUUACAAAUCCCGCCGCUUUUACACCAAACGGACAAGCUGAAUUAAUAUUUUUGUCUGAUUACAAUCCUCUGGAACUUAGCCGUUUAGCUGCUGAAUGGUUUCAAAGCUCUUUUAUCCGAUUCAAUAAUUCAACUGAAUUUUCAAAAUCAGUAAUCAGAUGUCAAAAAUCUCAAAUGAAUUCUGAAUCAUUUCAGGAGUGUCGUAAACAAGCCAUUGAAAAACUUCACAAAUGGUUAAUUCAUAGUCAGCUUCCAUUGAAAUUUGCUGCAGCAGAUACAAAAGAUCCAAGUUGCAAUUACGAUUAUACUAGUUAUGAUCCGUCCACUUGGCUACCUUUGGUUCAUUACAAACAAACAACAUAUUCACAACUUGAUGAAAUGGCUAUUAACGCCUGUAAAGCACAAAAACAAUGGAUUGAUUUACCAUUACUAGAACGUGCCAAAAUUCUUAGAAAAGUUGGUGAUCUUGUUCGUGCUGAAACAAAUUGGCUUGCUGAAUUAGAGACACUAGAUACUGGAAAGCCACUGUGGGAAGCUCGUGCAGACAUUGAGGCCUGUGCAGAUUCAUUUGAGCUGUUCGCUGGUUUUAUCCCAAGUUUUGUUGGAACUCAUUCUCCUGUCCCACCAAAUCCUGGCAGUUUUUAUUAUACUAGAAGAGAACCAUUUGGACUUUGUGCCGGUAUUGGAGCUUGGAAUUUUCCUUUUCAAAUGGCUGUAUGGAAAUCCGUUCCUGCGUUGGCCGCUGGAAAUUCCUUUAUAUUUAAACCAUCUCCUUUAACUCCAUUGACAGCUAUUCGUUUACACGAAUUGUAUAAACUUGCUGGAUGUCCUGAAAAUCUUUACCAGGUUGUUCUAGGAGGUGUUGAAAUUGGUCAAGCAUUAGUAAAUCAUGCUUUAGUUAGAAAAGUAUCAUUUACAGGAAGUGUUGCAGGAGGUCGAUCUGUGCUUCAAUGCGCUGCUGAACGGAUUGUACCAAGUACACUUGAACUAGGCGGAAAAUCCCCAUUGAUUAUUAUGUCAGAUGCUAAUUUAGAUGAAGCUGUUAAAGGCACUUUGAUGGCUAAUUUUUAUACUCAAGGACAAGUAUGUUCUAAUGCUGCUCGUGUAUUUGUUCAUAGAUCUAUUGUGGCAUCAUUCACUCAAAAACUUAUUGAAUCAGUUAAGCAAAUUUUAGUCGGUGAUCCUUUCAAUCCAAAAGUCUCCAUGGGUGCUUUAAUUUCUCCUGAACAUCGGCAAAAGGUACAUAAUUAUAUAAAAUCAGCCAUUUCUGAAGGAGCCACCUUAUUGUAUGGUGGUGAAAAGCUAAAAUUUAAAGUCAGUAAUUUAAAUAGUGAUAAUUUUAUUACUCCAUGUAUCUUGACUAACUGUCAUGAUAACAUGAAAGUUGUGAAAGAAGAAAUAUUUGGUCCAGUUAUUACUUUAUUAGAGUUUGAUACAGAAGAAGAAGUUGUCCGACGUUCAAAUGAUAGUGAAUUCGGUCUUGCUGGAGGAGUGUUUACACAAAAUUUAGCGACUGCCCAUCGUAUAGCCUCACAACUACAAUGUGGUUCUAUAUACAUUAACAGUUACAAUGUUUACCCACCUGGUAUUCCAUUUGGAGGUUAUAAACUAUCUGGGUUCGGUCGAGAAAAUUCAGUUGACACUUUAAUGGCUUACAGUCAGUUGAAGUCAAUUUACGUAGAAGGUGGAUCACUUCCCUAUCCGUUCCCUGAAUGA